CCCAGGCGGCAAUGACAGAGAGCAAAGUGGUUGGGCGGAUGGAUCUGCCAUUGAGCUUUCUAAGAACUUGUGUUUUCUCCGGUGGUUGACCCCCCCCGGAGGCCAGGACAUGUUAACACGAGUAUCUCCUCAAGGCUGCAAGCGCAUCUAGAACACUGUCACAACUCACAACACUGCAACAGCGAAGAAGAAGGGUUGCCAUUGGCUGUGUGAAUAUGUAUGCAGGCUUUCAGCCCGGGAAGGAGAUCCAUCUCAUGGCCGCACGGGGUUUCGAGAGAUUUUCACGCUGGUUUCAGCGAUCCUCUGCAGCUGCAGGUGGUUCCAAGGACGAAGACGACCGCAGCGAGAGGAAUGGCUUGCUGAGGAGCCAAUUGGAUCAGGUCGUGCCGGUCACGGAUUGUGCUGAUACAUCCAAGGCGUUAGCUGUCCAUAUGGAACCAAAGACCGUAGCACUGAAGGUGUCCAUGCACUGCCAUGGCUGCGCAAGGAAGGUCCAGAAGCAAAUCUCCAAGCUGCAAGGAGUCGUAUCCUUCAGAGUGGAGCUGGAGAGCAAGAGGCUGACCGUUGUCGGGAAUGUUAGCCCCACGGAAGUUCUGGAGUGCGUGUGCAAGGUGACGAAGCAUGCAGAGAUUUUGCAGGCUCCCUAGUGAUCUUUCCAGUUCCGAUGAUAUACAGACAGCUGUGAAUGUGCGAUACAUACUGCAGUACUAUCGGAUUGACGUGGAGUUAAAUUUGGUAGCGCAAAAAUACUGUGAUUCUCCUUUCAAGAGAAAUAAAUCCUACUGUAGAUCUCAGUAUAUAGUAACCCGCUAUUAGCUACCUACCCAACUGACUUUUUUUUUGCUGCUUCUUUUCACUGAUUUAGCUACAAAAAUUUGAUAAACUGAGAGGUGACAAAACUA
Sorghum bicolor (sorghum) is the source of this 902-nucleotide messenger RNA. RefSeq names its product protein SODIUM POTASSIUM ROOT DEFECTIVE 2. Gene Ontology annotation, molecular function: metal ion binding. The record is from RefSeq and is a predicted model, not a curated record. The transcript has 4 exons. The coding region runs from base 216 to 647 and encodes 143 amino acids. NCBI's taxonomy places the organism in Eukaryota, Viridiplantae, Streptophyta, Magnoliopsida, Poales, Poaceae.